Molecule: messenger RNA, 1125 nt
Organism: Vicia villosa (hairy vetch)
Lineage: Eukaryota; Viridiplantae; Streptophyta; Magnoliopsida; Fabales; Fabaceae
Exons: 3
Coding region: 1-1125 (374 amino acids)
Source: RefSeq, a predicted model, not a curated record
AUGGCAUAUGGAAGGGAUAUUAAUGUCAUUCGCCAUGAUGGCAAUCCAAAGAAAUUACAAGAAAUAAAAGGAUAUUAUGAUCCCUUGCAGUAUCCUAUAUUGUUUCCAUUUGGGACACAUGGGAGGUUAAGGUGGAUUCGAGAACACCAGGAAAAUAUACGUGCUGAAGUGUACCAAGGUUUACAAGAUGCUUUGCAUGUUGGUGAAACUAAUGCAGAAAAUAUUGGAAAAAGAACAAUAUUACCAUCAUCAUUUAUUGGAGGUCGUCGAGACAUGACACAACAUUACGAAGAUGGCAUGGCUAUUGUUCUUAAUAGCGGUAAACCAAAUACUUUUUUGACCAUGACGUGCAAUCCUUCAUGGUAUGAGAUAACAUCAGAACUUCUACCUUUUCAAACACCACAAGAUCGCCCAGAUUUACUAACGAGAAUAUUUCGUUCUAAAUUCGAGCAACUGAAGGAUGAUGUCAUUAACAGAGGAGUCUUAGGAAAGGUUAAAAGUUACAUGUAUGUCACUGAAUUUCAAAAACGAGGAUUGCCGCAUGUGCAUAUGUUGUUGGUCUUGGAAAGUAACGACAAGUUGCGUAACCCAAAAGAUUACGAUAGUGUGGUUAGAGCUGAAAUACCUAAAUUAGAAUGUGAACCACAGUUGCAUGAAGCAGUUGUAAAACAUAUGAUCCACGGACCUUGCGGCGUACUCAAUCGAAGAUCACCAUGUAUGAAAGAUGGCCAAUGUAAAAAAAGGUAUCCCAAAAAAUUUUGCGAUGAAACACGUCAAGGCAUUGACUCAUAUCCAGAGUAUAGGAGAAGGUUUGACGAACCUAUAUCUAUAGGUAGAGAUAGGUCUAUCGAUAAUAGAUGGGUGGUUCCAUAUAACCCUUGGUUAGUGUUAAAAUAUGACUGUCACAUCAAUGUAGAGGUUUGCAGUAGUAUUAAAAGUAUCAAGUAUCUAUACAAAUAUGUGUACAAGGGUCCUGAUCGUGUGUCUAUGGAGGUUCACAAAGGAUCAUACAUGGAUGAAGUCCAGCAAUAUGUUGAUGCGAGAUGGAUUUGUGCUCCCGAGGCAAUAUGGAGAAUUUUUCGAUUCACUCUUUACCGAUUAUAUCCUUCUGUUGAAAGACUAUAG